AUGAAAAGAGGGAACAUUCAGGCUUUUCAAGAUGAGUUCAGUGGAACAGUUUAUUUCAAUUGCAACGGGAGGUUUCAGUGCCGAUCUUCCUUUAAAUGUAUUGAUCAAACAGCAAGGUGUGAUGGCGUCUUCAAUUGCAAAGACGGAGAAGAUGAGUACAGAUGUGUCAGACUGAGCGGCAAAAGGGCUGUGCUGCAGGUGUUCAGUUUCGGAACUUGGCGGACUGUGUGUUCCGAUGGCUGGAAAGACAACUAUGGGAAUGUUACAUGUAAAUACUUAGGAUUUUCAAGUUUUGUAAGUUCAUCUGGCUUCCCAGUGGCUGCCAUUGAGAAUGAAUUCCAGAAAUAUUUUGUUACUGCAAAUCGUUGGUUAUCAGCUGAUCAACUCACAUCACCACAAAAUGCUACUGAUUUACGAGAAGAAUGUAUUUCAGGCAAUGUAAUUGUCUUAAAAUGUUUAGCAUGUGGUACCAGAAUUUGGUACUCCCCACGUAUUGUCGGUGGAAAUGUGUCCCUGCUCCAGCAAUGGCCAUGGCAAGCCAGCCUUCAGUUUCAAGGAUAUCAUUUGUGUGGGGGGUCAGUCAUUACCCCACGGUGGAUUGUUACAGCAGCCCACUGUGUUUAUGAAAAUGGAAAAGCUAAUUAUUGUCUUGGGAUAUCAGGUGAUACUUCAGAAACCAUGAAAUAUGCUGGUGUCCCUCUAAUUUCUAACAAAGUGUGCAAUCAUGGAAAGGUCUAUGGAGGAAUUGUAGCAUCAUCAAUGCUCUGUGCAGGUUAUUUAAAAGGAGGCAUAGACACCUGUCAGGGAGACAGCGGGGGGCCACUGGCAUGCAAAGAUUUGAAUACCUGGAAGUUGGUGGGAACAACCAGUUUUGGGGUGGGCUGUGCAGAAGAAAACAAACCUGGAGUCUACAGUCGCAUCACCUCAUAUCUGGAUUGGAUACAUGAACAAAUGGAGGUUUACUCUCUUGAUAGUUUCUUUUCUGGGCUUAAGCGUAUUGAUGUGCCUCACUUUGAAACCAAGAACAGAAACGAGACACAGAAGCGAGAUACCAAUCUUGCACUAAUGCCAACCAGUAUGAAGUUUGCAAUGGAUUAA
Molecule: messenger RNA, 1098 nt
Organism: Thamnophis sirtalis
Lineage: Eukaryota; Metazoa; Chordata; Lepidosauria; Squamata; Natricidae
Source: RefSeq, a predicted model, not a curated record